Acyrthosiphon pisum (pea aphid) is the source of this 432-nucleotide messenger RNA. Its product is annotated as zinc finger BED domain-containing protein 5-like. The record is from RefSeq and is a predicted model, not a curated record. The transcript has a single exon. Bases 1 to 432 code for a protein of 143 amino acids. NCBI's taxonomy places the organism in Eukaryota, Metazoa, Arthropoda, Insecta, Hemiptera, Aphididae.
AUGCAGCUCCCAAUGUGUUUACUUUGUAAUAAAGUGUUCUCCAAUGAGGCAAUGAAACCAUCUCGUUUGCAGGAACAUUUGCAAAAAGUUCAUCCUGACAAACAAAAUAAAUAUUUGUCGUUUUUCACAAAUAUUAGGAACAAGUUUCUGAAGGCACCAUCGGUCUCAGGCUUAUUCGCAAGCUCAUCAAAACAAUGCGAUGAUGGUUUGAUUGCUUCUUAUAAUAUAUCAAAAUUGAUCGCAAAAUCGGGUAAAGCCCAUACCAUAGGCGAAGAGUUAAUACUUCCAGCUGUUAAAGAAAUUAUAGAAACGGAUUUACACCAUUCAGCCUCACACAGUGUAAUCAAAAAAGUCCCAUUAAGCAACGAUACUGUGCGACGGCGAAUCGACGACAUGGCGGAAGACGUUGAAAUUUCAUAUGUGAACUUCUAG